Messenger RNA from Trichogramma pretiosum, 1604 nucleotides. Its product is annotated as THO complex subunit 4-like. The record is from RefSeq and is a predicted model, not a curated record. Gene Ontology annotation, cellular component: nucleus. Gene Ontology annotation, molecular function: mRNA binding. Gene Ontology annotation, biological process: mRNA export from nucleus. The coding region runs from base 445 to 1323 and encodes 292 amino acids. Lineage: Eukaryota; Metazoa; Arthropoda; Insecta; Hymenoptera; Trichogrammatidae. The transcript has 2 exons.
UUGUUCUACUGCAGCUUCUGUAUGUAUUUUUCAAAUUUUUAAUUCCAAGACGUUGGUACGGAGGCCUCCUACUUUACCAUUGGACACGCAUGCGCAUCUUUGAAGUAUACGACCAGUAAUGCCACACCGGCGUUGAAGUUCGAACUUCCAAAUGCAGGAAGAAGAAGAUAGAGUGGGGAUACCGCCAUAUAUACAGCUAUGUAUAUCGAAGCCGAGCGUGUGUUAGUGUAUACUGUAGCAGUUUGUGACUAACCAUAGUAGUAGCAGCAGCAUAAACAAAGCCACGCUUGCUUCGUUGAGUGCCAGAGGAUACAGUUCGGUAGCAACAAACUCGUCGUCCACGUGUAUAGCUUCGUACACCAGGCAGCAAGCACGAUCUCUCGCUAGCGAAAAGAAAUAUCACUUGUUUUUUCAAAAGUUAAACAAGAAAUACACCGCAUUAACAUGGCUGACAACAUGGAGAUGAGCUUGGAUGACUACAUCAAGAAGAACAGAAAGAAUCGUGUCAAGCCUGCGGGUAACAAGAACAAGAAAGUAGCUGGUGGUGUCAAGAAAGGUUCACCGAUGAAGAAGAAGGCUGGCGCUGCUGCUAACAACAAAUCACCUGCCAAAAAUCAAACCCAGAAAAAAAACCCCAAGAAGUUUACCAAACCUGGUAGUGUAGUGGCCAAACCAGGUGGUGGAGUUAAACGUGGUGGAAAGUUUGGUGGUAUUGCUCGCAAUAAUGUGUCAAAACCAAAUAACAAUGUCUUAAAAAGUGUUGCGAACAAACAGAUCAAUGAAAAAACAAAACUCAUUGUAUCAAACUUGGAUUACGGAGUCACAGACUCUGAUAUCGCUGAAUUGUUCGGAGAGUUUGGAACUCUGAGAAUGGCGAGAGUACAGUAUGAUCAAUUUGGCCGAUCUCUAGGUUCAGCUGACGUAGUGUUUGAACGUCGCAUGGAUGCCAUGAAAGCCAUGAAACAAUAUAAUGGAGUCCCCUUAGACGGACGCAAAAUGAAUAUUCAGCUGGUUGUCUCUGAAUUAUCGCAGCUCAAUCAAGCACAGAAAAGUUUAAGUCAGCGUUUGGGCUCUAAACCAGCUGGUAGCAAUAAACAACAAAACAAUAGAUCUCCAGCGGCCAAGAAGAAGCAAGGUACUGCCCAAAACAACAAGCAAAAUAAUAAGGCCAAGCAAAACAAAGGUGUUCAAAACGGAAGCAAAAACAUUACCAAGAAGAAAGGCAAACCAAAACGCGAACCAAAGGUUGUACCAAGUGCAGCCGAUCUGGAUGCCGAACUCGAUGAGUACAUCAAGAGCAAUACGAGUGCCAAGGUGGCAUAAAUUGCUUUGUAAAUUAUUAAUAAUAACUGUAUCAAUGUCUAUAUAAACGUAACAAACUGUAAGAAUGUGAUGAUAAUGUCAAAUUUGAAUCUACGAAGAAAAAAAUUUAAGAACAGAGAGCAUUAGUUUUUAGAUACUAUUUUUAUUUGAGUAGUUUUGUGUUAUAGAUAAGUUAUCUAGCCGCAGCAUCAGAGUUGCGACAGAUCUCUACCUGUCGUUGUACAUCUGAUAUAAUUAGGAAAAUUUAAAUCAAAUAUAUGUAUAUGACUCAAAAAAAAAAA